AUGGAUGCGGAUAGUUUAGACGAGUCGUCAAAAGACUACAUUCCGCCGGCAGUGGUAAAAGUCAAUCAGAAGUACGACGAAUUGUUCUCCAGUGUCGUUUCAAACGCAUUUAUGAUGGAUAUUCAAAAAACGCCUGAUCAGUACUAUGCAGAAAAAGCCGCUCAACAGCUCCAAAACCCCCCAGAAUCGGAUUCAGAUUCAGAAGACGUCAUUCAACUGGACGACUCUUCUGAAGACGUCAUCGAAGUCGACGUCCUGGAAUCGCGGCUUACAGAUAUCAAAAAACAACUAAAGGAGACGAAAAAAUCAGUGAAAGCCAUCCGAAGAAAACAGAGAUAUGCCGAGAAGGCGGCGGCGAGAAUCGCGGCGGAUCUUCUCAAAUUUUCCAAAAAAUCCGUUGUUAAAGAACUGAAAAUGAGGAAUUCUGAAUCGACGUCAUCGUCGACGUCGUCAGACAUUGAGAUUCUGGAAACGGUGCCAAUGGAACAUCCGUGUAGUUGUGGACAAGUUUUCGAGGAUCAUAUGGAGUGUCAUAGACACAUUUUUGAGGAGCACGCCGACAACGACGUCACCGGCGACUGCGUCCACUGUGGUCAUCGUCGAGAGCAGAUUUUCGCUGGAAACGGAUGUUAUAUUUGCUAUAAAUUCGCUCCAAAUCUCGACGAACACUUGGCUGGACACUAUAGGAAUUGCACGGCAAAACACGCGGUUAUGGAGUGCAGAUUUUGUCCGAAACAGUUUAAAACCGAAGUCGGAGAAUGUCCAUUCUGUCGUCUGAAUUUCGCGUCUCGAAAAUGUUUCAAGAACCAUUUGCUGCGCUCCCAUUGGUUGGCAUGUAAAUCGGUGUCAAACAUGAGUCUGGAGGACAUAAAAUCGAUGGGCACGACGACUACGGUAGAUGAUCAAAAAGGUACGGUAGAUCAAAGAAGCGAUGAGGAGAUUCGAAAAGAGAUCAAUGAGCUGUCGAAAAUGGCUGAAGUUCAUGAGAGGAUGAGAAUAGUGACGGAAGAAAUGAAGCGAGAAGUGAAGGAUGAGAUUGAGGAUGAUGGUUAUCAUGGAAAUUAUUGA
This is a messenger RNA of Caenorhabditis briggsae, 1068 nucleotides long. The transcript has 5 exons. The coding region runs from base 1 to 1068 and encodes 355 amino acids. The record is from RefSeq and is a predicted model, not a curated record. Lineage: Eukaryota; Metazoa; Nematoda; Chromadorea; Rhabditida; Rhabditidae.